CUCGUUGUAAAUUUUCAAAAUCUGAUUUUUAUAUUUUUUUUACUAAUAGAGAGUUAUAUUUAUUAAUGGUCAAAGUAAUGUCUCGACAAAUAUGAAAUGUUGACUUUUUUGCACUUAUUUAAGAAUACUUUUGAGUUCUCAUUAAUCUAGAUAUUGUACUUCCCCGCCAAAAGAACUCAUUCAAACGCUUGAGCGGUAAGCAAUCAAUAGCGUAUGUCUAUAAAUUCUAUAUCCAGCUGACGAGUCUGUUAGUGCGGCUUCCAAAUUCAUGCCAUCUGCAACCACAGUCAUCUCCAUUUCCGUUCAUUUCUCGGAAUGAAGCCACCUGAAGUGGAUGCGUAUAUGGAGAUCAGUAAGUUGUGCAAUCUCAGGUCGUAGUUUAGUGAUCAUAUCAUAUGAUUUCACAUCUAAACGAAUUGAAUUGAAGUUCCAAUCGCUGAAUUUGUGCAAUUGAAUUGGGCGUAGAUACUUGAUCGAAUUGCCGCCUUCUGCUUCAAUUUCAAAUUGGAAUAUAAUAAUGUUUCACAGUUGUGAUUAUUUUGACUGAAUUGAACUAUCGACGAAUAUGUUUCUGUUUUGGAUACUUGAAUUUGUGCUUUCAGUUUCAAAACAAUUUUGAUGUAUAGGAGAUCAGACCUAAUGCUGCUCUGUGCUUUAUCAGUUUUGUUAGUUCGAACUGAAACCCGUUGCUUCGAUCAUAUUGAUCGACGAUGGUAAUUUUACUUUUUUUGUUUAUCAGCUCCUUCGAUGCUUAAAGAUAAGUCUGCUUCUGAUGGCGGAAAGGCCUGCUCAAACUACGCAGCGAACCAUUGCUCCUCUUCCCUCUCGUCUCGGAAUUGGAAAUCUCCAUCUGAUGAUACCUCAUUCUGUGAAGCUGAAGCUAUGGCGACAGAACGCCGACUCUUUCAACCCAGGUACGUCCUCGAGUAUCUCAAGGAGUCUCUCGGGGAAGUCGUUGCGCUCCGCGAGGAAGUCGUUGCGCUUCGCAGUGAGAACGAGGCUCUUCAUCUAGCCAAUGCCGAUUUGGUCCAGCGUCUGAAUCUGCUCUCUCAGGCUAUGAUCCAAAAUGGUCUUCUCUCAGAUUUCAGUCACCUCGGCAUCGGAGUGCAAGCUUCCCCUGUCCGUAACGCUCUCAUCGCAGAAUCAGAUCCUCCCAUCCCCAGGCCACCGCCGGCAGCCAUAGAGCAACACCGGAUCGAAAGAGUGUAUCAAGAGCAAGUCCAGCUUCCAAAGAGCAUUUCAUUACGAUCCAGUGGCUACCUGAAGCUGAAGGCGCAACAUGGUUCAUCCAGCGGCCGGAAUAGCCACCGUGAUACGAAUCAUACGACUAAGCCUCUAGCCCAAUUGGUGAGUACGCCGGUGCACAAUUAUAUCAAAUUUGGUUAAUUUUUAUUAAAUCUAUCUAGAACUAACCCUGUUUUCGAGGCUUUGUUGAUCUUCGAUGAACUGCAGCAAAGAGGAUACCUUCCCGGGGCAAAAAAGGUAGAUGAGGCUUUGUUGAUCUACGAUGAACUGCAGCAAAGAGUAGACCUUCCCGGGGCAAAAAAGGAAGACGAGGCUUUGUUGAUCUACGAUGAACUGCAGCAAAGAGUAGACCUUCCCGGGGCAAAAAAGGAAGACGAGGCUUUGUUGAUCUACGAUGAACUGCAGCAAAGAGUAGACCUUCUCGGGGCAAAAAAGGAAGACGAGGCUUUGUUGAUCUACGAUGAACUGCAGCAAAGAGUAGACCUUCCCGGGGCAAAAAAGGAAGACGAGGCUUUGUUGAUCUACGAUGAACUGCAGCAAAGAGUAUACCUUCCCGGGGCAAAAAAGGAAGACGAGGCUCUGGAGUUUGAUGUGUACAAUCAAGGAAUAAUCAAAACACAGCUUUGCAACAAGUGGCAAGAAACCGGGGAGUGUCCUUAUGGCAAGAACUGCCAGUUUGCUCACGGUGUGAAAGAACUACGGCCACGUCGGCCAGUGAUCCGACAUCCACGAUACAAGCAGAGAUCUGCCGCAUGGUGAUGGCCGGCGACGACUGUCCUUUCGGUCACCGUUGCCAUUUCCUGAUUUCCUGCACUCUAUGGCCGACCAGGAUCGGCUCCCGUCAAACCAUAUCCGUUAACUAAAAAAUGUUACUUGGCAUGGGAAACUCUUACCCUGUAUUUUGGUUCAUAACCACAAAUAAUAAUACUCCAUAAUAAAUGAUUUA
This is a messenger RNA of Cuscuta epithymum, 2191 nucleotides long. The record is from the annotation of a GenBank genome assembly. NCBI's taxonomy places the organism in Eukaryota, Viridiplantae, Streptophyta, Magnoliopsida, Solanales, Convolvulaceae.